UUAAGUGGAAAUAUAUCAAGUAAACAGACAGUUAUGUAUUUAAAUAACCAUCAUAAUCCCCAGGAAGUAGACAGCACCUCUGCCUUGGGCAGCGGUUUGCGGGCACACAAGUCUCGAACUGAAAUAAGCAGGCAAGACAUAAUUAGACAGCGCUUCUCAGCCUACAGUGGUGCCUUACGAGUCUGAGCGACCAGGUCUGCGCAUGGAGAGCCCGGCCUUCUUAGGCGGCGACAGGUGUGUCCUCCGGACGGGCUCCUGGCCGUCUCCACCAGCUUUCUCGGGCUGAACGCGGCUGGGCUCCCCCAAGGCCUCCCCUUGCUGACGGCUCCACGCCUGCUGGACGAGAAGCGGCCUCCCCGGGGCGUCGCAAGCCCCUGGGACAAGAAGAGGAGCCGACAUUGAGGGAGACCUGAGCAGUGGACGCAGGCAGCGUCAGCCUGGGCGUCCCCGGAGUCGCGGCGAGACCCUGGCUCCCCACCACCGCCCGGCUCUCAGCUUUGGCAUCGCGUCUCCAGAGAGGGCGGUGGAUGACGAGGAACUGCAGCAGUGUACGACCCCCGGGCUCCAGACGACCCUGGGGAGAGCGCGCAGAGUUCCUGGCUAGCGGCCCCCUCGCAGCCGGGCACCCCUUCUCGGCUGCGCGCAGCCACUUAGGGGCACAAGAUAAGCCCCUGGGGAGGGAGCGGGCUGCAGGCGCGGUGGGGAAGAACGGCCCGGACGCAGCCGGGCACAGGGAAGGCCGGGCCUGCAGACUGGAGAGACGUGGGCUGCGGUGAAACCGUUAGGGCUGCUUUGCCGCGCACAGACGCGGAGGCCUUUACAAGGCCGGCAGGCCUCGCCCAGGGCCUGGGCCGCCGCAGGUGCCUUUGGGUCACACCCGGGGCGAAUCCCACCCCCUCCUGGGGCCGCUUCUGUUUACCAAACCCCUCAGGCUAUUGCGUUAGUUGUGCGGGGGAAGGAUAGAGGCAGGGUCCUCUGGUGGAGGGGAGGGAACUGGGGACCCGGGGCUGCUGGGGACGCAGGCGACAGAAUGAAAGGCGAAGAGGCGGCAGCUCGAAUCUGUCUGGGGGUGAUUUUAACCGGCGCAGAGGUGCAGCAUAUGCUUUCCAGGUUGGACUGCGGAAUACAAAGAACGACUCUGAGCCCGGGGAGCCUCCUGACACCGAAACCAAACGAUCCCGACCUAGGGGGGCUGAGUGGCAGGAGACUGGAUUUUUUGUUGAGUUGCAAUUAAAGGGAGAUAAUUAAGCCCGGAGCCGCGCAGCUUAUUAAUAUUUAUAGCCCGGAGCGACAGGGCCUGCGCUCGCUGGAAGCGGAUUUGCAGGCCCAGGCGCGGAGCCGGUGUCUCCUGAGCCAGGGGCUUCGCAGACUCGGGAGGAGAAGGCUCGAUGGGGAAAUUGGGGAGCGUCCGCCUUCUGCGUUUCUCCUAAUUACGCCAGCGGUCAAAGUCCGGCCGGGCCGGAACGUCCCGAAGGCCGGGAACCGCGCGAUGCCCGAAUGCGGGGCGACCCGGCCGCAGUAUCCAGCAUUUCGGAAGCCCAGUUAGGUCUCGUCUCUUUGUUAAUUACCCAAACUGCAUCUCGCAGUAUGUUUCUGCCCACGGGGACAGACCGCGCGUUAAGGAAAUGGCCCAAUAAUUAGGACUCGGGGUAGAAUGUGUCUUAUUUUCUUGGAGCAUGUGGGGCAAAGGAGACAGUAGGUACAUGCGGCCCUGGCUUUGGGGCAAUUUUGCAAAAAAGAAAACGCCCUCCGGCCUCGAAUUUCGUCCGCGGUCGGCCAGGCGCCGCGCUUUGGUUCCUUUCCCACUCCGCGGUCCCCGGGUGUGGGCCAAAGCCCGGACCGGCGGGAGGGGCUCCCGGUGCCCGCGUCGCUGGCCCGGCCUGGGGGAUGCGCCCGAGCGGGCUGGAAGGAGGGGCUGCACAGGCGGCGCCCACAGGGUCGUAGCGCCCGGGCUGGGAGCCUGAGAGCGGUAGGUUCCCGGCCUGCGGCCGCGCGCUCAACUCCCGGAAAAUGCGCGCGAAGCUUUUGCCGUUUGUACCGCACGCGGUUCUCGGAUCUCUGCUUUUCGCGCACGGCCGGUGGGGGCGGGGAGGAAGCGCGGGUGGGAGUGGGCGGCCGCGGUUAGCUUCUCCUGUCCGAACGCAGGGUUUCACUGGGGCGCCGCUACGGUUCCUAUGGCAACGCGGCUCCUCGACGCAGCCCAGGAGUCGCGGUCGCGGGAGGCUGCGCCGCGCACCGAGCUCUUCCCUGUGGCCGCCGCAGCCGCCAGCCUCUUCCUGCUCAUGCUUUUCCUCAUCUUCAUCUCGGUCUGAGUGGGCUCUGGACCUCUCCACCAGCCUCUGCCCCAGAACUGUUAACUGCGGGGGGGAAAAAAGGAAUUUGUCGUCGCAACGCGCGUUCCGAUGGAGCCGCACGCCACAAAGGAAGACUCAUGCUGCACCCCGCGGGGCAGAUGCGGCGACACUGGACAUCGCUGCACAGCUGGGUCUGCCCGUUUCCAGAGCUGCUUAGCGCCGACGCCCAUAAAUGAGGAGGACUCCCUGUGUAUUAAAAGGGGGAUCCGCAGGGUUUAAUUUGAUAAGGAUUAUAGCCUUCAUAAAGGCAUUUUUAACAAAAAGAUGUAGGUGGCAUGGUAAUCGAGUAUUAUUUACGCAUCUCUCCGCACACGCACUCAUACCUGAAAACGUUUUGGCAGGCACAAAAUGAUUUUUUUGUGUAUAAAGAAUGUGUGUAACUCGUGGAUGGUGGGGUUCAGCAGGACAGAUUAGUGACAUUAGAUAAUUUACAACGAGGAUUAUGUUUGUGCUGAAAAUAAAAGCUAUAUUGUUUAUUUAGUUCAUUGCCA
Molecule: messenger RNA, 2845 nt
Organism: Homo sapiens (human)
Lineage: Eukaryota; Metazoa; Chordata; Mammalia; Primates; Hominidae
Exons: 1
Coding region: 2011-2511 (166 amino acids)
Source: RefSeq, a predicted model, not a curated record